Molecule: messenger RNA, 3326 nt
Organism: Plasmodium reichenowi
Lineage: Eukaryota; Apicomplexa; Aconoidasida; Haemosporida; Plasmodiidae
Product: SET domain protein, putative
Exons: 1
Molecular function (GO): protein binding
Source: RefSeq, a predicted model, not a curated record
AUGUCCGAUAUUUCUCUUCUUAAAGGUAUAGAAAAUAAUGAGGUGGACAAAUACAUAUUGGGAGAGUGCGAAGAAAAUAAAGAAAUAAAUGUGCAAGGGAAAGAGGAACUGUUUGAACUAGCCAUAGAAUUACCAAAGUUAUAUCGUAAAAAUAAUCAUGAAGUAAUAUCUGCACUAAUAAGAAAUUAUAUUCAAAGAUAUCCUAAAUGUAUUGAUGGAUAUAUAUGUUUUAGUACCUUUUAUAUGAAAAUAAAAAACUACAGAGAUUGUCUGAAUUUAAUAUAUGCAGCUUUAUAUGUAGAUAAAGAAAAUAAGUCCUUAAUAAAUUUGUUAAAAGAAUGUGAAGAAAAGCUAGUUUUAGAAAUAUGUAAGAUACCUGGGAAAUAUAAAAAUUGGAUAGGGUAUCCAGAAAGUCGAAUAACAAAUGAUAAAAGAGAUGUGUACGAUUAUAAUGAUAAUAACUAUGCAAAUUAUGAUAAUAUAAAUAAGAUUAAUAAGAAGGGGGAGGAGAAGAACAAUAUGAAGAAGAAGAAGAAGAAAGAGAUAAAUGCAUAUACAAAUGAAAGUAUGUAUAAUUUUAAAAAAAUGCAAAUUAUGAGACAUGGACAAUAUUAUGUUGCUCUUGCUAAAAAGGAUUUAAUACCAGGAGAAAUAAUAUUUCAAAGUAAACCUUUUAUGUUAACACAACAUAUAUUUUGUGAAGAGUAUACAUAUUCCACAUGUUAUCAUUGUUUGAAAGAAAGAAAAAUAAAAGAAAAAUAUUAUGCCUGUCCAAUCAAUCCACAUACAUGUCCAUAUAUUUUUUGUAGUUGGCAAUGUUUAAGUGAUAAUAUAAAAAUUCAUCAGGUUGAAUGUAGUAUAUUACCCAUUAUAUCUGCAGCAGCAAAAGAAUGUAAUUUAAGUUAUUAUAUAGUUCUUCAUAUUUUCCGUGUAUUAAUAAAAGCAAAAAUAAAUAAAGGAUAUAAAGAUAAAGAACAUAAUAUUAUUAAUGAUAUAUUUAGUUUACAAUCUUAUUAUUAUUCAGUUAAAGAAAAUCAAAAGGAAUUAUUUGAAUCAUUUAAUAUUCUUUCAAAUAGAAUAAUAUUAGAAUUUCCUUCAUCAUUUUAUUUACAUUUAAAACAAAAAGAGUUAGUUGAAUUUAUGUUAAUAAUAUGGCAACAUUCUCCUUUUAUUAAAUAUUAUUCACCUUCAUCAAUAAUACAACAUACAAAUCCUGAAAUAGCAUUUGCUGUUUUCUUUUGUCCAUUAAUAUCAAAACUUCAUCAUAGUUGUGUUCCUACUUGCACUGUUCAUUUUGAUGAAUAUGGAAUAUUAUCUGUAAGGUCUUUGUGUAAUAUACCUGAAGGGGGGAAAUUAUGUGUAAGUAUAUUAUAUGAUCAAUAUUUACCUCUCAAAAUUAGAAAGAAUGUUAGAGGCAUGCCCCGGGUCUUUGCCUGUGGUUGUGUCAGGUGCACAGAUCCUACAGAAAAUAAUUUACAUCUGAGAAGUAUGAAAUGUCCUAGAUGUAUCAUAGGAUAUAUAUACCCAAUAAAGACAGAAGCACUCAUAGAAGCCUUAAAAUUAUAUCGAUUUGAUAAACAGGCAGAUGUGCUAAGUAAGAAAAGGGGUAUCUCAGAAUAUAAAAUGGUGAGUAACAAAAUACAUGACAGGGAAAGGGAUCAGACGGGUGAAGAAAUUAGUUAUAACGGAAAAAUGAAUUCUCACAAUAAUAAUAAUAAUAUAAAUCAUAACACUCAUCAUAAUAAUAAUCAUCAUAAUGAUAAUCAUGAUAAUAAUAAUCAUCAUAAUAAUAAUCAUCAUAAUAAUAAUCAUCAUAAUAAUAAUCAUCAUAAUGAUAAUCACCAUAAUAAUAAUCAUCAUAAUAAUAAUCAUCACAAUUAUAAUCAUCACAAUUAUAAUCAUCACAAUUAUAAUCAUCAUAGUUAUAAUAAAGAUAAUGGUAAAUUAUUCAAUGAUAACGAAAUGAAUGUUUUAAAAAAACUAGGAAACGAAAUGGAGAGAUGGAUAUGUUCUACCUGUGGUAAGCUAUCCUUUGUAGGUAAUAAGAAAUGUAUAAAAUUAGAAAACAAAGUUUUUUUACUUUAUAACGAAGCUGAAAAGAAUUAUAUGGAUGGAAAUUUAAUUCUUGCGAGAAAAGAAUUAUUACAUAUAUAUAAUGAAUAUUGUUAUAUAUUAAAUCCGAAUCAUUAUAUUUUAUUUAAUGUGAAUGUAUUACUAGCUGGAUUAUUAAGAUAUGAUCCUAAUAAAGAUUUAUUUAAUUCUUUAUUACAUUUAAGAAAAGCUAUAAUAUCAGCUGAUAAUGUAUUACCAAUAUGUUCCUUGGAAAAAAUACAUUUACAUACAUGUCUUUCAGAAUAUACAUAUAUGUGUUCUAAUCUAUACAAAUUAUAUCAUAAGGGUAUGGGAAUAUCUCCAGAAUAUAUUAUAGAUCCUUUGUUCUCUGCUAUAUGGAAUUCUUGUGUUAUAACAGGUUAUGAAUCUACUUUAACAAUAAUAUUAUUACAACAAUUAAGAAAUUUCUGUAUCUUAUUAAAUAAGUUUACUAGCCCAUACAACAAAAUAAUAUUUCAUAUUAAUAGAAAAGAAGAAUUUUGUGAUUUUUAUUAUCAAGUUACACAAAAGAAAAAUCAUCCAUUAAAACAUAUUAAAAAAAUUAUUGAACACGAUCCUUUUUAUCCAAUAUAUAUGAGUUGUCAAUAUUUUCAUAUAAAAGAUACAAAUAAAUAUUUUAUAAAUAUAUUAAAAAGUUUUAAAAAUAUACGAUAUAUAGGAAAUGGAUUAACAGCUAUAUCUUUAGCAGCGGCUGUUGGAAAUGUUGAACUGGUCAAAAUACUUUUGAAAUUAAAUUAUUCUCUUUUUACAAAAAAUGAAUUAAAUAUGAAUGUCCUUUUAUAUAUGGCUAGUUCCCUUUUACCUGAUGAACAGCUAGUAUAUCAUUCAAAUUAUUAUUAUACUUUGAUGAGAGAGAUAAAAUUACAACAUGUUAAUUUUCAAGAAUUCCAAAAUGAAUAUAAUAAAUACAUUAAUGUUAUAUCUAAUACACUAGAACCAACCGAGCUCAUUAAAGGAAAUAAAAUAAACCAUUAUCAAGUAAAUAAUAGAUAUAAUAAUAAAUAUGAUACAACACAUAUAGAUUCACAAUCUAUGCACUCAUAUGAAUUAAAAAAUACAUUCCCCUUCAGUGAUAUACCUCUUGAUGAUGAUUUCAUAUACGGAGAAAAAAGCAAAGAAUUAGAUAAGAAACAAGCAACCAUUUUAAUACUCUUCUUAACUUAUUUAGAUAAACUACAAAUAAAAAAAAAAAAAAGUUAUAAAAUCAAAUAUAA